AUGAAUGAUAAACUUCAAAAAGAACAUAAAAAAAACGAUAACACCACGCAAUUUAAUGAUUUUACGGCCCCGCAUAUGAGUAUAGACUUCCAUUCAAAUAAUAAUAGCAAUAUCAUUGAGACUAUUGGCGUUUCCAAACGACUGGGCAAUUCAGUACUGCACGAACUGGAUUCCAGAGCCACGUCGAAGUUUGAAUUUCUAAAAGACCAACAGCAGUACGACGAAAACAGUAACAGCCAACCACAAUCGAGCUCGCAUAAUAUCAAUGAGUUUUUCCAAACAAAACAUGAUUCUCAAUUUGGUCAGAUGGAGUCACUAGACACUCAUUAUAUGGUCUUGCACACGCCAAAGAGGAAAUCCCAACGUGCUGUCCCUCAAGACUCAUCGGAAUCAAUGAAGAGGUCAAGGCCGUCACACUCAAUUCAAUACACUACGCCAGUGGUCAACGAUAUCACAAGAAGAAUACGAAGAUUGAAGCUGCGGAACUCACUGGUCAAUGGGAAUGACAUCGCAGCCAGGGCAAGGUCCAUGCAAGCAAACUCUAACGUAAACUCAAUAAAGAACACGCCGUUGUCAAAGCCCAAACCGUUCAUGCAGAAGCCGAACUUUUUAAUGCCCACUACAAAUUCUUUGAACAAGAUCAACCCCGUACAUCCUAAUGCUCACCGCAAUGCUCCCUUCUCUACGUCUGCAUCGGCGCAUUCACGAUCUAAAUUGCCCAAAUCUGCACCGAUAAGAGAUUUACAUUCUAAGACCAGGCCAGCAGAACGCACGCCAACUGCGCCAGGAACGAGUUCUCAGUUGAAGAAUUCAGUUUCUGUUUUUGAUAGACUUUACAAGCAAACAACAUUCUCUAGGUCAUCGUCUAUGAACAAUUUAUCAUUAGACGGUUCUGCAAAGACCAGCAAUGCGAAUGCGAAGACCCGGAUGGUGAAAAGUAAGACGAGUGGCUCGUUGUCCAGCCAUCUCAAACAAGACGCGACCUCUAAGAAUGAUAGGCCUGUUUGGCGAUGA
This is a messenger RNA of Saccharomyces eubayanus, 1014 nucleotides long. It is a transcript of the gene SHE1, whose product is annotated as She1p. Bases 1 to 1014 code for a protein of 337 amino acids. Lineage: Eukaryota; Fungi; Ascomycota; Saccharomycetes; Saccharomycetales; Saccharomycetaceae. The transcript has a single exon. Gene Ontology annotation, cellular component: microtubule cytoskeleton. The record is from RefSeq and is a predicted model, not a curated record. Gene Ontology annotation, molecular function: microtubule binding.